Messenger RNA from Penicillium manginii, 597 nucleotides. RefSeq lists its product as uncharacterized. The transcript has a single exon. Lineage: Eukaryota; Fungi; Ascomycota; Eurotiomycetes; Eurotiales; Aspergillaceae. The record is from RefSeq and is a predicted model, not a curated record. Bases 1 to 597 code for a protein of 198 amino acids.
AUGCCCGCUCAAAUAAUAAUAAUCAACUACACCCCUGAGGGCCGCCUCUCCCUCCUGGACGCGAGCACAAAGCAACCCCUCUACCACGUAAAAGUUAGCCGACAGGCGCCGCAAAUGGAAAUGAUCCGUCUGACGGGUCCCAGCGAGGGGGCCCCUAACCACUCCUUCCCUGAAGACACAAACGCCUACUUUGAGUCCCGAGUCUGCACAGCUCAAUUUAAGCUGACAAGCCUUGACGUGAAAUUGGGUAUCCGUAAGCAACUCGAUGUAGAGUUGAAGAGGAAGAAGAUCCUCUCUACGAGUUACUCGUUUAUUUCACCGUCGCUUUCUGUCGGGUCUCCGGUGACUUUGAUUUGGGAGACUGACUCAGAGAAUAAUGCGGUCGGCAAUUUCAAGUUAUCCGUUGAGGGUGAGGGGAAGGUGAUUGUUCGCUUUCGUAACGAGGCCUUUUCAAACGAGCGCGUUGGGACUUUUGAGGUGGAGAGUGAUGGGCUCGAUCAGCUGGUCAAGGAUGAGGCUGUUAUCUCUGGCCUGGCAAUGCUGGCUAUGAAUCAGAGUUUCCAUCUUGCUAGCAUGGUCAUGUUCAAAGGAUCCUGA